Molecule: messenger RNA, 395 nt
Organism: Racocetra fulgida
Lineage: Eukaryota; Fungi; Glomeromycota; Glomeromycetes; Diversisporales; Gigasporaceae
Source: the annotation of a GenBank genome assembly
AUGAUACCUCAAAUUGAUCCUAAAUCUAAUCCAAAUAUCCGCAAAAUCAUUACUAAUACACUUAAUCAUUCACACGAAGAGGAAAUCUUUAAUAAUAUUCGUGAAAUGCCAGAACUACAAAAGAAAAAUAUGUUAAAUCUAAUUGAAACAAUGCAAAAUCCAAAAGGAAAGCAUAAAAAUGAAAUUAUUUCGGUUUAUCUUCAAAAUAAAGCCCUUGAAUGUAUUACGGAUAGUCGUAAAAAUCUAGUUGUUUUAAAAGCUGAGAAUACGAACCUAAAAUCAGUAAACCGAAAACUAUUAAGGAAUAAUCAAAAUCUAUUACAUAAAAUUCAGUCUGUAAGUAGUUCAAAUCAGCAUCUUAGAAAUAAAGUAGAAAAGCGAAUUUCAACUAUUAG